CAGCGCUGGGGGAGGCGCGGCGCGGCGCGGCGGCGACUCGAGAGCCGGGCACCGUCAGAUGGCUCAGAGCAUGGACAGCCUGGACAGCCUGGACCUGUCUUCUGGGUUAAUCAUUGAAUUUUCUGAUAAUGGCACGGAUGAGAGUGGUUCAGGUGACUAUGGAGACUAUGAAGAGCCAUGCUUUCAGCAUGAAAAUGCUGAUUUCAACCGGAUCUUCUUGCCAACAAUCUACUCCAUCAUCUUCCUGACAGGAAUAAUCGGCAAUGGAUUGGUUAUUAUUGUUAUGGGCUACCAGAAGAAACAAAGAAGCAUGACUGACAAAUACAGGCUGCACCUUUCUGUGGCUGACCUCCUUUUCGUCAUCACCUUGCCAUUUUGGUCUGUGGAUGCAGCCAUAAGCUGGUACUUUGGGAAUGUUCUGUGUAAGGCAGUUCAUGUCAUUUACACGGUCAACCUCUAUAGCAGUGUCUUAAUUUUGGCUUUUAUAAGUUUAGAUCGUUACCUGGCAAUAGUCCACGCUACCAACAGCCAGCGACCAAGAAAGCUUUUAGCUGAAAAGGUGGUGUAUGUAGGCGUAUGGCUACCAGCUGUGCUUUUGACAGUGCCUGAUAUAAUUUUUGCCAGUACUAGUGAAGUAGAAGGAAGGUACCUGUGUGAUCGCAUAUACCCUCAUGGAAACUGGCUGAUCUCUUUCAGAUUUCAGCAUAUCUUGGUAGGACUUGUCUUGCCUGGUCUAAUAAUCCUGACUUGUUACUGCAUUAUAAUUUCUAAGCUGUCACAUUCAAAAGGCCACCAGAAGCGCAAAGCCCUGAAGACUACGGUCAUUCUCAUUCUUGCCUUCUUUGCCUGCUGGCUGCCAUAUUAUAUCGGCAUCAGCAUAGACACAUUCCUCUUGCUAGGAGUCAUCAGACACCGCUGCAGCCUGGAGACAAUAGUGCAUAAAUGGAUCUCCAUUACAGAAGCCCUAGCAUUCUUCCAUUGUUGCCUGAAUCCAAUUCUUUAUGCCUUUCUGGGUGCCAAAUUCAAAACAUCAGCACAAAACGCCUUGACAUCAGUUAGCAGAGGAUCAAGCCUCAAGAUUCUUUCAAAAAGCAAACGUGGGGGACAUUCUUCUGUUUCUACAGAGUCAGAGUCUUCAAGUUUCCAUUCCAGCUAACAUUGCCCUUCGCAUCAUUUUAUAAAUAGACACUUUUGUUGUGCAAGACUUCAGAAAAAUGAGACUGACCACAAUGUACAGUUUUAUUUACAGUUGGAAUUUUAUAUUGUUUCUUUUAGUGUCUGUGAAGUUUAAUUGACUUAUUUAUAUAAAAAAUUUCGUAUUGAUGACAAACUGUCUAGGCAGGACCUGUGGACAAGUGAUUAGUUCACAAAAAUUGUAGUGCUUCUCUGGUUGUAUAGACAUGUGAACUAAACAAUCCUGGAUUGUAGCAAGUGAUUGUUAAAAGUUUAGAAAAUAUUUCUGUUUAUAUGUAAAUGUUUUCAGUGUUGCUGUUAAAAGUUCUUAAACUUUGUAGAUAUUUUUUUUCUUACUACAAGAUGUUCAGUUUACAAUAGUUUAACUCUGCUAUAGAAAUGGCACUUAUAACCAAAGCCUCCUCUGUUAUAUGCUAGUUUUUUUUUUCAGUGCUCAGUAAUUCAUGGUUUGCAAAAUUUUCUGCU
Rhea pennata is the source of this 1659-nucleotide messenger RNA. It is a transcript of the gene CXCR4, whose product is annotated as C-X-C motif chemokine receptor 4. The coding region runs from base 59 to 1156 and encodes 365 amino acids. Gene Ontology annotation, molecular function: C-C chemokine binding; C-C chemokine receptor activity. NCBI's taxonomy places the organism in Eukaryota, Metazoa, Chordata, Aves, Rheiformes, Rheidae. The transcript is spliced from 2 exons. Gene Ontology annotation, biological process: cell chemotaxis; G protein-coupled receptor signaling pathway; positive regulation of cytosolic calcium ion concentration. Gene Ontology annotation, cellular component: membrane; external side of plasma membrane. The record is from RefSeq and is a predicted model, not a curated record.